AUGGCGGAAUGUAGCCGAGUUGACAGCAGCAAGGCGAGUGGUCAUACAAUGGAUAAAAGCAUCACUCUCCCUCCAGACGAAAUAUUCCGCAACCUGGAGAACGCCAAGCGGUUCGCCAUCGACAUAGGAGGAUCGCUCACAAAGCUCGCCUACUAUUCCACGGUGCAGCACAAAGUGGCCAAAGUUCGAUCCUUCGACCACUCUGCGAAGGAGGCGGUCGGUGACAAACUGUACGAGAUAUCCGUGCAGGAGGAAGUGACGGCGCGCCUGCACUUCAUCAAGUUCGAGAACGCGUAUAUUGAAACGUGCCUAGACUUCAUCAAAGACCACCUGGUCAACACGGACACCAAAGUCAUCAAAGCCACGGGCGGCGGGGCGCACAAGUUCAAAGACCUCCUGGAAAGCAAACUGGGACUCAGAGUGGACAAGGAGGAUGAGAUGACGUGUCUCAUCAAGGGAUGCAACUUCGUGCUGAGGAACAUUCCCCACGAGGCCUUCGUGUACGCCAAACACGCCGACUCAGAGUUUCGCUUUCAGACGACUCACCCGGACAUCUUUCCUUACCUGCUCGUCAACAUCGGCUCCGGGGUGUCCAUCGUCAAGGUUGAGUCCGAGGACAGAUUUGAGCGUAUAGGAGGAAGCUCAAUAGGCGGAGGGACCUUCUGGGGCCUUGGGGCUUUGCUCACCAAAACAAAGAGAUUUGACGAGCUGCUGCAGCUGGCCUCCAAGGGGCAGCACACCAGCGUGGACAUGCUCGUCAAAGACAUUUACGGAGGAUCCUAUGGAUCUUUGGGACUCACUGGGGAUCUGAUUGCCAGCAGCUUCGGAAAGUCUGCCACUGCUGACACAGAGUUCUCCAAAGAAGACAUGGCCAAGAGUUUACUCCACAUGAUCAGCAACGACAUUGGGCAGCUGGCCUGCCUCUACGCCAAACUCCACGACCUGUCGCGGGUCUACUUUGGAGGGUUCUUCAUCAGAGGACAUCCAGUCACCAUGCACACCAUCACCUACAGCAUCAACUUCUUCACCAAGGGCGAAGUUCAAGCCUUGUUCCUGAGACACGAAGGCUAUCUGGGAGCUAUCGGAGCGUUCCUCAAAGGAGCAGAGGAGGACAAUCCGAACCAGUACAGCUGGGGAGAGAAUUACGCAGGAAGCUCGGGACUGAUGAGUAUAUCUCCUGAUAUGAAUCCCAUGCAACGUCCGCGAAGCGGAACGUUUGACAUGCUGGAGAUGGACCGGCUGGAGCGGCAGCUGGUGAAUCUGUCUCUGCUGCAGAACCCCUCGUCUUACAUCCCCGACACGGUGGACCUCACAGCGGAUGCCCUCGCCCGCGAAUACUGGCUGGACUGCUUCGAGGAGGCGUUAGACGGGGUGGUGAAGAGGGCGGUAGCAAGCCAGCCCGACAUGCCCGAGUCGCUGGAGCGAGCUGAGAAGUUCCGUCAGAAGUACCGACACAAGCUUCAGACCCUGCGCCACCAGCCCUUUGCUUACGGAUCCCUCACUGUCAGAAGUCUGUUAGACACGCGGGAACACUGUUUAAAUGAGUUCAACUUCCCUGACCCCUACUCCAAGAUCAAGCAGAGGGAGAACGACGGCGCUCUCAAGUUCUACCAGAAAGCCGUGCAGUCUCUGGAGGCGCUGAGCUGGGAGGAGAGACAGUUUGCGCUGGUCAGGGGCGUCCUGGCCGGGAAUGUCUUCGACUGGGGAGCCAAGGCCGUGUCCGACGUCCUGGAAUCCGACCCCGAGUUUGGUUUUGAGAAAGCCAAAAGGCAACUGGAAGAAAGACCCUGGCUUGUUGAUUCAUACGACCAGUGGUUCCGCAGACUUAAGGGGCGCCCUCACAAGUGUGCCUUGUUUUUCGUAGAUAAUAGCGGAGUGGACAUCAUUCUCGGGGUGAUGCCUUUUGUCAGGGAGCUUCUCUCUCGGGGCACGGAGGUUGUCCUGGCCAGCAAUUCGGGUCCGGCUCUAAACGACGUCACAAACGGAGAACUGCAGAUUCUGACGGAGAAGAUUGCCGCCAUGGAUUCAGUCAUCCAGGCGGGGCUGCGGGAGGACCGGUUGACUUUGAUCCCGAGCGGUUCCAGUUCUCCCUGCUUGGACCUGAGCCGUCUGGACAAAGUUCUGGCCAUGGUGGCGCGGGAGCGGAACACGGACCUGGUGAUCAUCGAGGGCAUGGGCCGAGCCAUCCACACCAACUACUACGCCACGCUCAGCUGCGAGAGCCUCAAGAUGGCCGUCAUCAAGAACUCCUGGCUGGCCGACCGCCUGGGAGGGAAGCUGUUCAGCGUGGUCUUCAAAUACGAGGUGCCGGCGGGGAAAGACUGUCCGACGGAGGCCGCCGUGCCCACGUCACCGUGAGCUCACCAGGACUGAAGGCGCGGCGAGGCCGGCGUACUGAAUGUAAGGACGUGAGUGAAUGUUUUUAAGGCAAUCAGGCACAGGGACCUACUUCUUCUACUUCAGCACACAUGCUGCGGUGAUCCCAUCUCACAAAGAACAUGCACUUCUCUGGACAGCCACUUGGUGUCACUCUGCAUCCUGGAGGAUUGUUGGCAAGACAGACAGUAUGAAUGCAGCAUAUUCCUUUAAUAGCCAUAAAGUGAGUGGGAGCCCCUUUGCCCACUAAAAUGGUAAGUCAUCAUUAUUCCAUGAAAAGUCUUCAUUAUGAGAUGAAAAGUCAUCAUUGUGAGAUAAAAAGUCACAAUUAUGACAAAAAUUCAUCAUUAUUCAAUGAAAAGUCAUCAUUGUGAGAUAAAAAGUCACAAUUAUGACAUAAAUUCAUCAUUAUGAGAUGAAAAGUCAUUAUUGUGAGAUAAAAAGUCAUCAUUGUGAGGUAAAAAAGUAAUCAUUGUGAAAUAAAAAGUCCAAAUUAUGAGAUAAAAAGUCAUCAUUGUGAGGUAAAAAAAGUAAUCAUUGUGACAACAAAAAGUCCAAAUUAUAAGAUAAAAAGUCAUUGUGAAAUAAAAAGUAAUCAUUGUUAGAUUAAAAAGUCAUCAUUAUGAGAUAAAAAGUCCAUCCAUCCAUCCAUUUUCUACCGCUUAUUCCCUUGGCUUCAGCGCCCCCCGCAACCCCGAAGAGAUAAAAAGUCAUCAUUGUGAAAUAAAAAGUCAUCAUUGUGAGAUAAAAAGUCAAUUAUGUGAUUAAAAAAAAUCACAAUUAUGAGAUAAAAAGUCAUCAUUGUAAGAUAAAAAGUCAAUUAUGAGAUAAAAAAAAAAUCCAAAUUAUGAGAUUAAAAAAAUCCAAAUUAUGAGAUAAAAAGUCAUCAUUAUGAAAUAAAAAGUCAUCAUUGUGAGAUAAAAAGUCAUCAUUGUGAAAUAAAAAGUAAUUGUGAAAUAAAGAGUCAUCAUUGUGAGAUUAAAAAAGUCAUCAUUGUGAGAGAAAAAGUCAAUUAUGAGAUAAAAAAUCCAAAUUAUGAGAUAAAAAGUCAUCAUUGUGAGAUAAAAAGUCAAUUAUGAGAUAAAAAAUCCAUCCAUCCAUUUUCUACCGCUUAUUCCCUUGGCUCCAGCGCCCCCCGCAACCCCGAAGAGAUAAAAAGUCAUCAUUGUGAAAUAAAAAGUCAUCAUUGUGAGAUAAAAAGUCAAUUAUGAGAUAAAAAAAUCCAAAUUAUGAGAUAAAAAGUCAUCAUUGUGAGAGAAAAAGUCAAUUAUGAGAUAAAAAAUCCAAAUUAUGAGAUAAAAAGUCGUCAUUGUGAGAUAAAAAGUCCAAAUUAUGAGAUAAAAAGUAAUCAAUGUGAAAUAAAGUCAUCAUUGUGAGAUAAAAAGUCAUCAUUGUUAAAUAAAAAGUCUUCAUUGUGAGAUAAAAAGUCAAUUAUGAGAUAGAAAAUCCAAAUUAUGAGAUAAAAAGUCCUCAUUGUGAAAUAAAAAGUCAUUGUGAAAUAAAGAGUCAUCAUUGUGAGAUUAAAAAAGUCAUCAUUGUGAGAUAAAAAGUCAAUUAUGAGAUUAAAAAAAUCCAAAUUAUGAGAUAAAAAGUCAUCAUUGUGAGAUAAAAAGUCAAUUAUGAGAUAAAAAAUCCUAAUUAUGUGAUUAAAAAAAUCCAUCCAUCCAUUUUCUACCGCUUAUUCCCUUGGCUCCAGCGCCCCCCGCAACCCCGAAGAGAUAAAAAGUCAUCAUUGUGAAAUAAAAAGUCAUCAUUGUGAGAUAAAAAGUCAAUUAUGAGAUAAAAAAAUCCAAAUUAUGAGAUAAAAAGUCAUCAUUGUGAGAGAAAAAGUCAAUUAUGAGAUAAAAAAUCCAAAUUAUGAGAUAAAAAGUCAUCAUUGUGAGAUAAAAAGUCAUCAUUGUUAAAUAAAAAGUCUUCAUUGUGAGAUAAAAAGUCAAUUAUGAGAUAGAAAAUCCAAAUUAUGAGAUAAAAAGUCAUCAUUGUGAAAUAAAAAGUCAACAUUGUGAGAUAAAAAGUCAAUUAUGAGAUAAAAAAAAUCCAAAUUAUGAGAUAAAAAGUCAUUAUUGUGAGAUAAAAAGUCAUCAUUGUGAGAUAAAAAGUCAUCAUUGUGGGAUAAAAAGUCCAAAUUAUGAGAUAAAAAGUCAUCAUUGUGAAAUAAAAAGUCAUCAUUGUGAGGUAAAAAAAGUAAUCAUUGUGACAUAAAAAGUCCAAAUUAUAAGAUAAAAAGUCAUUGUGAAAUAAAAAGUAAUCAUUGUUAGAUUAAAAAGUCAUCAUUAUGAGAUAAAAAGUCCAUCCAUCCAUCCAUUUUCUACCGCUUAUUCCCUUGGCUUCAGCGCCCCCCGCAACCCCGAAGAGAUAAAAAGUCAUCAUUGUAAAAUAAAAAGUCAUCAUUGUGAGAUAAAAAGUCAAUUAUGUGAUAAAAAAAAAAAUCAAAAUUAUGAAAUAAAAAGUCAUCAUUGUAAGAUAAAAAGUCAAUUAUGAGAUGAAAAAAAAAUCCAAAUUAUGAGAUAAAAAAAAUCCAAAUUAUGAGAUAAAAAGUCAUCAUUAUGAAAUAAAAAGUCAUCAUUGUGAGAUAAAAAGUCAUCAUUGUGAAAUAAAAAGUAAUUGUGAAAUAAAGAGUCAUCAUUGUGAGAGAAAAAGUCAAUUAUGAGAUAAAAAAUCCAAAUUAUGAGAUAAAAAGUCGUCAUUGUGAGAUAAAAAGUCCAAAUUUUGAGAUAAAAAGUAAUCAUUGUGAAAUAAAAAGUCAUCAUUGUGAGAUAAAAAGUCAUCAUUGUUAAAUAAAAAGUCUUCAUUGUGAGAUAAAAAGUCAAUUAUGAGAUAGAAAAUCCAAAUUAUGAGAUAAAAAGUCAUCAUUGUGAAAUAAAAAGUCAAUAUUGUGAGAUAAAAAGUCAAUUAUGAGAUAAAAAAAAAAUCCAAAUUAUGAGAUAAAAAGUCAUUAUUGUGAGAUAAAAAGUCAUCAUUGUGAGAUAAAAAGUCAUCAUUGUGGGAUAAAAAGUCCAAAUUAUGAGAUAAAAAGUCAUCAUUGUGAAAUAAAAAGUCAUCAUUGUGAGGUAAAAAAAAGUAAUCAUUGUGACAUAAAAAGUCCAAAUUAUAAGAUAAAAAGUCAUUGUGAAAUAAAAAGUAAUCAUUGUUAGAUUAAAAAGUCAACAUUAUGAGAUAAAAAGUCCAUCCAUCCAUCCAUUUUCUACCGCUUAUUCCCUUGGCUUCAGCGCCCCCCGCAACCCCGAAGAGAUAAAAAGUCAUCAUUGUGAAAUAAAAAGUCAUCAUUGUGAGAUAAAAAGUCAAUUAUGUGAUUAAAAAAAAAAUCAAAAUUAUGAAAUAAAAAGUCAUCAUUGUAAGAUAAAAAGUCAA
Molecule: messenger RNA, 5727 nt
Organism: Nerophis lumbriciformis (worm pipefish)
Lineage: Eukaryota; Metazoa; Chordata; Actinopteri; Syngnathiformes; Syngnathidae
Gene: pank4
Product: pantothenate kinase 4 (inactive)
Biological process (GO): coenzyme A biosynthetic process
Cellular component (GO): nucleus; cytosol
Molecular function (GO): pantothenate kinase activity; ATP binding
Source: RefSeq, a predicted model, not a curated record